Messenger RNA from Peromyscus leucopus (white-footed mouse), 1394 nucleotides. It is a transcript of the gene Aqp8, whose product is annotated as aquaporin 8. The record is from RefSeq and is a predicted model, not a curated record. Gene Ontology annotation, biological process: transmembrane transport; water transport. The transcript has 6 exons. Gene Ontology annotation, cellular component: plasma membrane. Lineage: Eukaryota; Metazoa; Chordata; Mammalia; Rodentia; Cricetidae. Gene Ontology annotation, molecular function: water channel activity. The coding region runs from base 200 to 985 and encodes 261 amino acids.
AGAUUAGAAAAAAAAUGUUUACUCUUCUGGGCCACCUCCCAUCCAGGCUUUAUUGCUUUCUGGACACCUUUGGUGAAUGUCCCCAGUCCUUUAAAAGGGCAGUCUGUAGCGGACCAGUCUCUGUCCCGGAGAUAAGUGGGCACAUUCCAGAGCAGCUGCUGUAGCUCCUGGUAGCUCUCGCUUGGACCUUCUUGCACUGAUGUCUGGGGAGGCACCGAUGUGUGAGGUGGACCUCGGCGGGGGCAAAGUGAAGGAGACCAGCAUGGCUGGCAGAUGCCGACAGUCCUGUUAUGAGCGAUACAUACAGCCGUGUGUGGUGGAACUUUUGGGCUCUGCCCUCUUCAUCUUCAUCGGGUGUCUAUCGGUCAUUGAGAAUAGUCCAAACACUGGGCUCCUGCAGCCUGCCUUGGCUCAUGGGCUGGCCUUGGGGCUCAUCAUCGCAAUCUUGGGAGACAUCAGCGGGGGGCACUUCAACCCUGCUGUGUCGCUGGCAGUCACACUGAUUGGAGGCCUCAACGCCAUGCUACUUCUUCCCUAUUGGAUCUCCCAGCUGGUCGGGGGACUGAUUGGGGCUGCCUUGGCUAAGGCGGUGAGUCCGGAGGAGAGGUUCUGGAAUGCAUCUGGGGCAGCCUUUGCAACAGUCCAGGAGCAGGGGCAGGUGUCGGUAGCCCUGGGGGCCGAGAUCAUUCUGACGAUGCUGUUGGCAUUGGCCGUGUGUAUGGGCGCGGUCAAUGAGAAGACCAAGGGUCCUCUGGCGCCAUUCUGCAUUGGCCUCUCUGUCGUUGUGGAUAUAUUGGCAGGGGGUGGGAUCUCUGGAGCCUGCAUGAACCCUGCUCGUGCCUUUGGACCUGCGGUGAUGGCCGGCUACUGGGACUUCCACUGGAUCUACUGGGUGGGCCCUCUUCUGGCUGGCCUCCUCGUAGGACUGCUCAUUAGGCUCCUCAUUGGAGAUGAGAAAACCCGCCUAAUUCUAAAGGCAAGGUGAAGAACCGCUGGUGGCGUCCCCACUGCCUGGUGGCCUCAGCUGCCUGUCGUGAGCCGAGGACAGGACAGUUCGGCCAUUUCCUGCAGGGCUGAGCUCUGAAGAGCUACUGUGGCAGCAGCUGACCUUGGCCUGGCUUCUCAGGCAGACAGGAUGCUGCUAUGUCCUGAGCGUGGUGUCCUGAGCGUGCUCCCAGGACCCGUUCACGGACUGUGCCUGGGGAGUGCGUGGCCAGCAAUGCCUAAAGACAGGUGGAGACCACACAGACAAAGAGCUUUUCUUGAGAAGGCAGGUCACAGGGGAGAUGAGCAUGUGGAGAAUAUGGUUGCUAAAGUGCAUUGCUCAUUUCCCCAGCCCCCCUCCUUCCUUCCUUCCUCCUUCCUUCCUUCCUUCCUUCCUUCCUUCCUUCCUU